AUGCAAACGGCGGGAGCGGCGGAGAGAGCUCGUAUACCUUUCCCCGCGUUGCGCUCCCCUCACGGCUUCCUUCCCUUCAUUCACAAGUCAUUGUCGUGUCUCUCAGCAACAAGCAUCAAUAUGGCACCACAGAUCCUCAAGUCCCUCGAGCCAGAUCCGCCGCGCGUCCAGCGCGGCAACCUGUUCGACUUCCUUUGGAGCAAUCCGAACAAGGUCGACGAGAACAAGGCAGCCUUUCACCGUCUGGACGGCAAGAAGAUCACACGCAAGCAGCUGCACGACGACGCUCGACGUCUUGCCUAUGCUCUGCGUCACAAGCUCGGUCUGCAGCCUGGAUCGAGGAUCGGCAUCAUCUCACCCAACAGCACCGCUUAUCCCUGGAUCGUCCAUGCCGGUCUGUGUGCUGGCGUUGUGCUCGUGCCUCUUAACCCGGCCUACGGCCCCGAAGAGCUCGUCCACCCCAUCCACGAAGCCGAGAUCGAAUACAUUUUCUGCCACCAGAGCGUGCUCAACACGGUGCGAGAGGGCCUCGAGCAAGCAAAAACGAGCCUCAAAUCCAAGAACGGUGAGAACCGCAUCUGGAUCCUCGACGACGGCGACAGCUUGAAGAAGGACGACAAGGGCGAGCAAGAUGCACGGACCCUGCUCGGCGAUGGUCGCCUCGAGACGCACAAAGUUCCCGAUGACCGCACAGAAGACGCCUUUAUCGUCUUUUCGAGCGGUACAAGCGGAAAACCGAAAGGUGUCCAGCUAGUGCACGGAAACAUGACCGCAGUCACAAACGCCAUCGUAGCCACUUUCGGUACUGCGAUUGGUCCCGACGAUCGCUAUGUCGGUGUCCUCCCAUUCUUCCACAUUUUCGGCCUGGCCAAGACCAUGUGCAAAGGUGUCUACAUCGGCGCCGAGAGUGUCGUGAUUCCGAAAUUCGACCUCCCCGUCUUCUGCGCUGCAGUGCAAAAGUUCAAGUGCAACAUCAGCUAUGUGGUCCCACCGAUUCUCGUACUGCUGGCAAAGGAUCCACGUGCCAAGAAGUACGACCUCAAGAGCCUCAAGUGGGUCAUGUCGGGAGCAGCGCCGCUCGGAGCCGAACUCAGCAUGGAGGUAGAGGCCGCGCAUCCCGGCCUGCGUGUCACACAAGGCUGGGGUCUUAGCGAAACUUCGCCGACGGCCACAUUUGCAGAGCCACAGGCUUAUCGCGAUCACAUGGGCACCUGCGGUCGACUGAUCGCGGGUGUAGAGGGACGUCUGGUGGAUGACGAUGGCAACGACGUCGGGUUCGAGCAGGGUACGGACGGCAAGCCAGGCGAAUUCUGGGUUCGCGGCCCAACCAUCAUGAAGGGCUACCUCAACAACAAGGAGGCCACCGACGACUGCAUCACUCCCGACGGCUGGUUCAAGACGGGCGACAUUGCGAUCAUGAAGAACAACUACUUCUGGAUCGUCGACCGCAAGAAGGAGCUCAUCAAGUACAAGGGAUUCCAGGUGGCUCCUGCCGAGCUGGAAGCCACGCUCUUGUCGCAUCCCAAGAUCGCCGAUGUUGCUGUCAUCGGUUUCAACGACAAGAAACAGGCAACCGAGCUGCCACGCGCAUACGUGGUGCUCAGGGAAGAUGUUCUCAAGAACGAAGAUCCAGAGGCUGUAGCCAAAGAGAUCGUCGAGUGGACCGCCAAGAAGGUGGCCAACCACAAGCGCCUUCGUGGUGGUGUCAAGAUCCUGGAAGAGAUCCCCAAGAGGUGCGUUGAAAAUGCUCUCCAACAGAGGCGUCGGGUUCCGACUGCAGACUACUGA
This is a messenger RNA of Pseudozyma hubeiensis SY62, 1788 nucleotides long. Its product is annotated as 4-coumarate-CoA ligase. Lineage: Eukaryota; Fungi; Basidiomycota; Ustilaginomycetes; Ustilaginales; Ustilaginaceae. The record is from RefSeq and is a predicted model, not a curated record. The transcript has a single exon. Gene Ontology annotation, biological process: secondary metabolic process. Gene Ontology annotation, molecular function: CoA-ligase activity. The coding region runs from base 1 to 1788 and encodes 595 amino acids.